AGAAGCUCGGAAGCCAAGGCUGCCUCGUCCCCCCAAAAGCCCUCCUCCACUUCACGGCUUCACCACCAAGAGCGCAGGAUUCUCAUGGGCUGCGUAGGAUCCACCCCCAAGGGCGCCGCAGCCGCCGGAGGCGGUAAGACUGCCGAAGUUACAAAGAAAGUCAGGAAACCUAAGCCAUGGAAGCACCCCCAGCCGAUUACAAUUGGCCAGCUCAGGCAGAUGCGUGAUGAGUUUUGGGACACAGCUCCUCACUAUGGUGGUCAGAAAGAAAUUUGGGAUGCCCUUCGUGUUGCAGCAGAGUCUGAGGUAGCCCUUGCGCAGACAAUUGUGGAAAGUGCGGGUGUAAUUGUUUCAAAUGCUGACCUGACUCUCUGCUAUGAUGAAAGAGGUGCUAAAUAUGAACUUCCCAAGUAUGUGUUGAGUGAGCCAACCAACCUGGUCCAAGACAGUUGAAUGGGAGCUGUGGAAAGACCUAUCAUGUAAAAAACUGUACAUCACUUCAGAUGCUAAAAACAAUGCCCUUCCUCGUGCGUCCUGGUAACAGGAGCAUGCUUGAUAAAAGAUUUCAAGCAUGCUUCUCGUAACUGUCAGCUUACAGUUUCCCCCCCUGUUGUUAGCAUACAACGUUCUCUUCUAUCUCGACUGUUUUCUGAUGAUUUUAGAUAAACUUCUUCAUAGCAUCCCCUCUAUCGGUACUACUGUAAACAUGAGUCUGCUUAGAAAUCUUUGGUAUGGGUUAGAGACUUUAGAGUGGUGCUUUGAAGUCUGGUUACCAUGGUACAGGUUCGACUAUGGUAUAAAUUUAAAAGAGAAAUAUGCGACAUCUGUUAAAGUAA
Lolium rigidum is the source of this 836-nucleotide messenger RNA. Its product is annotated as ubiquitin domain-containing protein 1-like. Lineage: Eukaryota; Viridiplantae; Streptophyta; Magnoliopsida; Poales; Poaceae. The coding region runs from base 85 to 453 and encodes 122 amino acids. The transcript is spliced from 4 exons. The record is from RefSeq and is a predicted model, not a curated record.